AUUGGAUGACUUUUGGAGUAGACGAUUCCCUCCCUCCUUCCCUUUCCUGGAAUUCUGGUUAGUUGGGCCAUCUCUUUCUUUUCCUCGGGAGGGAAUUCCUUUUCUCUCCCCUGUCUCGUGUAAAGCUUCAUUCCCAUGGGGACUCCGGAAUUUCCUCAUCUCGGCAAGCAUUGCUCUGUUUCUUAUUGCAAGCAGCUUGAUUUCUUGCCCUUCACAUGCGAUCGCUGCAAUCAGGUAUAUUGUUUGUUGCAUCGAGGUUAUAUUAAACAUAAGUGCACAAAGGCCAACAAACAAGAUGUCACAGUUGCCAUAUGUCCUCUCUGUGCCAAAGGAGUUCGCCUCAUUCCAGAUCAAGACCCUAACAUAACAUGGGACAACCAUGUUAACGUUGAUUGCGACCCAUCAAAUUACGAGAAAGUCACAGAGAAGAGAAAAUGCCCUGCCCCCGGAUGCAAAGAGGUCUUGGUAUUCUCCAACACAAUCAAGUGCAGGGACUGCCUGAAAGACCAUUGCUUGAAGCACCGGUUCGGCCCCGAUCACAAAUGUUCUGGUCCCCAAAAGUUGGAGACAAGUUUUUCAUUCAUGGGUCUUUUGAAUAGGAGUAGAAAAGAGGGGCCAAAGCCCAAUUUAGCUUCAACAACAUCAUCUAAGUGGAGUUCAAGCUUUCUCAACGUGGCCUCUAAUAUUCGCGCCUCAGCUGAAACGGGCAUGUCGAAAUUGAGCGAUGAAAUUAACCAAGUUUGGCAGGCAGCUACUACUAGAGAUGGGAUGGGGCAGAGCAGUGGCAGUGGAAAUAGAAAUGAUCACCAAGUGGAGCAAUGCCCUCAGUGUAGAUCAAAGUUUUCCUCUGUGACUGCUUUGGUGGAUCAUGUGCAACAGGUUCAUGAAAGAAAUGGGAACCGAUUAGGGGUUAAGAAGAUUGAUGCAUGUCCUAAGUGUAGUAAGGGAUUUCUAGACCCUGUGUCCCUUGUGGAGCAUGUUGAGAGGGAUCAUGGAGGUGGUUCUGGAGCGUAGGAAAUUGCAUUCUUUUUAAAUGGAUUUUCUUUUUAUACAUAUGAUAUAAGCAUCAGUUUAUCCUGUUUUAUAGCAAAAGAAUGUGAAUACUAAUUUCAAGAUGAUGUUAGAUGUAUUCACAAUGUCCGUGUAAUUGUGGCAUUAUUUAUGGCUUGAUCAUUAUGCCGUAUCUUUAAAACAUUCUUCAUGCUUAGAAUCAACCCAACUGUUUGAUCUGUCACUUAUCGGCUUAGGACUAGGCUGUUUCCUGAUCACGUAUCCUGCUAGAAUUUUCCAACUUGUCAUUAAUUUGCGAGCUGAAUUCAAACAAUGGUGGAUAUAUAUGUUAUUCUUUGUUGCCA
Messenger RNA from Glycine soja, 1355 nucleotides. RefSeq names its product zinc finger AN1 and C2H2 domain-containing stress-associated protein 16-like. NCBI's taxonomy places the organism in Eukaryota, Viridiplantae, Streptophyta, Magnoliopsida, Fabales, Fabaceae. Gene Ontology annotation, molecular function: zinc ion binding. Gene Ontology annotation, cellular component: cytoplasm. Bases 136 to 1014 code for a protein of 292 amino acids. The transcript has 2 exons. The record is from RefSeq and is a predicted model, not a curated record.